Messenger RNA from Anolis sagrei ordinatus, 953 nucleotides. NCBI's taxonomy places the organism in Eukaryota, Metazoa, Chordata, Lepidosauria, Squamata, Anolidae. The record is from RefSeq and is a predicted model, not a curated record.
AUGCCCGUCAUCUUUGGAUGGCCCUCCUCUCCUGGCGCCAUUCCGUGCUUUCCUUCCUUGUGCUGCAGGUUGUUUGACAGGUACCGCGACUUGGCCCCACAGCUGGUCCCACUCGAUUACACCAAGAAGCCGGAGGUGAAGCUCCCCUACGAGCUCAUUGGCAGCAUGCCCGAGCUGAAGGACAACCCCUUCCGCCAACGGAUCGCUGAGGUGUUUUCUGAGGAUGGCGAGGGAAACAUGACCUUAGACGACUUCUUGGACAUGUUCUCAGUGAUGAGCGAAAUGGCCCCUCGUGACCUCAAGGCCUACUAUGCCUUCAAAAUCUAUGACUUCAACAACGACGACUACAUUUGCAAACUUGACUUGGAGAAAACUGUGAACAAGCUGACACGCAAAGAGCUGACACCUGAGGAGGUGUGCCUGGUGUGCAACAAGGUGAUCGAUGAAGCCGACCUGGACAACGACGGCAAACUGUCCCUGGAAGAUUUCCAGCACAUGAUUAUCCGAGCCCCGGACUUCCUCAGCACUUUCCAUAUCAGGAUCUGAGCCGUGUCCCGAUUCUUCUGCUGCCUUUCCCUGAGGCCUUCUGGGAGGUGGGCGCCCCUCUCUCUUCAACAGUGACCACGCUGGUGUUGCUGCUUCCCGGUCUGGGGCGGAAGAAGGGGCUGAAGGGGACGCCCAGAGCAAGCCUUCCCACCCUGGUCCCCGAGCCCCAAGCGAUGGGCAGCCUCCGUCUCAUUGCAGAGGAGACCUCACCACCACCCACCUGCUCUGCAGGCUCCAAACACAAGGCCUACCAGACCAUGCUGGGUCUCUUCCUGCAACGUUCUUAGUCACCAGAAUAAAACUUGAGAGGAUAUAUUUUUCUAACUUGGUCUCAAGAGUGCCUUUCUUUCUAUCCUAUGCUUUCCUUAAAUGGAAUGAAGGUGCGGCUGUAGGCAUAGAGCAGGGUU